Molecule: messenger RNA, 3593 nt
Organism: Oldenlandia corymbosa var. corymbosa
Lineage: Eukaryota; Viridiplantae; Streptophyta; Magnoliopsida; Gentianales; Rubiaceae
Source: the annotation of a GenBank genome assembly
AAAAAUCUUGGAUCUUUGAUUAAAAUGGAUAUUGGUUGUGCCCUUUGCGUCUUUCUGUUUGCAUGUCCAUAUCAAAAGGGGUAUAGAAUGUGACCGAAAUGACUUGGAUUUUACAGCACUGGAUUCAUAAUUUUUUUCUUUGUUUUUCCCUUCCAUUCAUGCAAUUUUCUUGGUAGUUAUUUAUAUGAGCUGCCUUUUUUGUACCAUUCACAUAUAUUAAAUAUAAACCAGUUCAAUAGGGGGACCAAAAAAAAGGGCAGAAAAACAAAUUGGAGUUUCUCCCUAAUUCAAUUCUCCUCCUCUCCACCACUAAAAAUUCUCAACUUUAUUUUUCCUCAAAUCUUUUGGUUCAUCCCUUUAAACUUUAAAAGGUUGUUUGGUGCUGAAAAUUUCACUUUAUUGUGUAAGCAAAAUAUAUUAUACUUAUAUACACAGGUUUUGGCACUCCUGAAAUUUUACAGGAUCUUUGAUUUUGUACUAAGUGUUUUAUCUGGGCUUUCCGACAAAGUCUUAUUGCAUGCAGCUGGAAGGAGGGAACCUUCCAAAGUUAAUGGUGUUGUUCUUAAAAGUGAGGCUCUCUGGAAGAAUGAAUUUUGUUUUGUCUAGCUCUGUCACCUUCUAUAUCUUGUGAAAGUUUACAACUUUAUAAACAAGGAGUUAAAAAAAAAGAAGCUCUCAGAGAUGAAGUUUAUGAAGCUAGGAUCAAGGCCUGAUACUUUUUACACCACUGAGGCUGUUAGGUCAGUCUCCUCAGAGGUCUCCAGUGACCUCAUAAUUCAGGUCAAAGGAAACAGAUACAUGCUUCAUAAGUUUCCCCUGUUAUCCAAGUGUUUGCGGCUGCAGAAACUAUGUGCUGAAAAUCAAGAAUCUUCAAACCACCAGAUAGUCCAGUUACCUGAUUUUCCAGGAGGUGAUGAAGCAUUUGAGUUAUGUGCAAAGUUCUGUUAUGGAAUCACAAUCACUCUCAGUGCCUACAACAUUGUUUCGGCUCGAUGCGCCGCAGAGUAUCUCCAGAUGACAGAGGAUGUUGAGAAGGGGAAUUUGAUAUACAAACUUGAAGUUUUCUUCAAUUCUUGCAUACUUCAAGGGUGGAAGGACACUGUUGUUACAUUGCAAAGCACAAAGGCUUUUCCUUUAUGGUCUGAGGAACUUGGGAUCACAACCAGAUGUAUUGAGGCCAUUGCUUCAAAAAUCCUUGCCAACCCAUCAAAGGUAUGUCUGUCUCACAGUUACUCAAGAAGAGGAAGAGAUGAUAAUAUAUCUUGCAAUGGGUCAGAAUCUCAGAGGCAUAAUAAACAGCCUAAUUCAAGUAAAGGUUGGUGGGCUGAAGAGUUAGCUGAAUUGGGGAUAGACCUUUAUUGGAGAACAAUAAUUGCCAUAAAAUCUGGUGGGAAGGUGCCAUCAAAUGUUGUAGGUGAUGCAUUGAGGAUUUAUGCAGCAAGGUGGUUGCCAAAUAUAUCAAGAUUCAUUAAUCCUGAGAAAAACCGAGAUGAGUUUACGGAUCCAGUGAAGGAUGCUACUUCAAAACAUAGGGUGCUUUUGGAAUCAAUUGUUAGCCUGUUACCAGCUGAAAAGGGUUCUGUUUCUUGUGGUUUUUUGUCCAAAUUGUUGAAGGCGGCUAACAUACUUAAAGCUUCUUCAGCUACAAAGAAUGAAUUGGCAAGAAGGAUUGGAAUUCAAUUGGAAGAUGCCACAGUUGGUGAUUUGUUGAUACCUUCUUUAUCCUACAAAAGUAACAUGUUAUAUGAUGUGGAUGCAGUGAUGACCAUAUUAGAACACUUCAUGUUACAAGGGCAAAGUCCUCCCACAAGUCCUCCAAGGAUUAAGAAAGGCGAUUUCGAAAGGAGGAGGUCUAGGUCAGCUGAGAACAUUGAUUUUGAGUUUCAAGAGAGCAGAAGAUCAUCCUCUGCAUCACACAGUUCCAAACUCAAAGUUGCAAAGCUUGUGGAUGGUUAUCUCCAGGAAAUCGCCCGCGAUCCACAUUUGCCCCUCUCAAAAUUCACAGCAAUUGCUUCAUCAAUCCCAGAUUUUGCCAGGAUUGAUCAUGAUGAUCUUUACAAGGCUAUUGACAUCUUUCUCAAGGUAGUUAUUUUCAUGACUUUUUCUUUUUUUUUUUGGGCCUUUUUUCUCUUUAUUUUUCUGUUGCAACAGAGGUCAAAUGAAGGAAAUAAUGAAGAGAAAUUAAGUGUGUUAGGCUAAUCAACAGUUGCAAAUUAGGAUGUUUGUCAAUCUCAUUCAGUGGAUUACCAACCCAUCUUGACCUUUGGAUAUAGUGUCCAAGUCUGGUUUGGUUAGUUAUAUUAACUCUGUCGUCGCUACAUUGGUCUAAUUUGUCUGAAUGUCCGAGUAAGUUGGAAAUCACCAAACCAAGAUUGAACUGCCUUAAUUUGACUUGAUUGAGUUUUGAGUGUCUAUGAAAUUUGAGGUUUAUUGGGGGGUGUUUUAAUCUAUUGUUAACUGUUGCAAAAUUCUACUGCCUUCUCUGAACUGCUUGACAUGUCUCUUUCUGAAUACUUAGUGGUGCCUGCCUUCUUUUUCUCUUGUGUUACUAUCUAUACCCACUUUCCCUUGGAUCAAAAUAUCACCUUUUUUCUUUGGAACAUUCAAGUAUUAUUAUUCCAAUUUAGUUGUAUUUGACAAUGUAAUCAUAAUCUUUGCUACAAAUGCAGGGACAUCCAGAACUAAACAAGAGCGAUAGAAAGCGCUUGUGCCGGAUAUUAGACUGCCGAAAACUAUCCAUGGAAGUCUGUAUGCAUGCUGCACAGAAUGAGUUGCUCCCAUUAAGGGUUGUAGUGCAAGUUCUCUUCUUUGAGCAAGCAAGGGCUAAUUUAGCUGGUGGCCAAGUUACAGAACUGCCAAGCAACAUUAAGGCACUAUUAGCUGCACAGGAUGAUCAUUCAUCAAAAGCUAAUGCAUCUUUCAGCAACAACAAUGCUGCAGUGACACCAGCAGAUGAUCAGUGGAGUGUGUCUGGACUUAAAUCACCGAAAUCAAAGCUUUCGACGCUGAAAAUGAAGCUUGCUGAGGAUGAGGAUUUGGAGGAUAAUUACCAAGACGGAUUAGGGAAAUCGUCAUCGAGGGUAAAAGCAUUUUGCAUGAUCCCUAAUCGACCUAAAAGAAUGUUGAGUAAGUUGUGGCCAAGCAAUAAAAGCACAAGUGAUCAGAAGAGCUGAAAGAGAAAGAAUUCUUUUUCCCCUCCAUUUCUAGUGGAACAUGGUUAAAUUAAAGGGUUAACAUAUACUAGCUUUGCCUUAAUUUCUUCAAGUUAAUUAGCUUUUUGUUCUUCCUAGUUCUUGUCUAAAAAACCUUGUAAUAUGCUAGGGAAGAUAAACCAAUGUGCAAUAUAGUUGUACGUACCUUAUGCCUAAUAAAAACUUUUAGAGGUUGAAGGGGCCAAAAAAUAGAUAGUCUCUCACUGACCUCUAGUAGUGCAAAUUGUUGUAGGACCCUUGUAAGUUAGGCACAUUUGGGACCAAGAAUGUGUGCAUAUCAAUGUAUUAUUCAAGAGCAUCUACAUCUUUAUAUCUUAAAAAUGUAGCUCAUUACUACCUCAUUAAGAAUAUAGUGAACCAUUCUUGAAUCUUGAUUGUGAA